Molecule: messenger RNA, 3522 nt
Organism: Xenia sp. Carnegie-2017
Lineage: Eukaryota; Metazoa; Cnidaria; Anthozoa; Malacalcyonacea; Xeniidae
Product: ephrin type-B receptor 1-A-like
Exons: 18
Coding region: 548-3163 (871 amino acids)
Biological process (GO): protein phosphorylation
Molecular function (GO): ATP binding; protein tyrosine kinase activity; protein binding
Source: RefSeq, a predicted model, not a curated record
UCGCAGCUGUUUCCCAAAAAAAACGCAUUCAUUUGGUAAUUUCCACAUGUUUAUCAUGUAACUCACCCUACGGUAAAUACACUGAAGGUGAUACUAUACUCGUCUCCUGUUACUUUUGUCUCUUCAAUUAAAUGACUCAUUGUGAAGUCAGCGGCAGUUUGGUUGAGAGUUUGGCUUCAUGGAUGGUCGCAUAAAUGUCGGAAACCUCAAGCUGUCUCAUGAUACUUAUGUCAUAAUUACGACAUUCAUCUUGAAGCAUCGUUGAAUAGAAUUAAAUUAAGGCGCGUCAACUUCGUAACCGAUGGAACAUUAUUUAAUCACAUCCGCUGCUGUUAUCGCGAGAGAACUCACAGAAGAAAGUUAAGCCAUGAGUCGUAUCGCGUGAACACACUGAUAAGAGUUGGUGUGUGCUUUUGUCGUGGAAAAUAAAGAAUAGUACACGUGGAUUACAAUCUUAUUUACGUUUUAAUGAGCGUGUUUUUGUACGUGUGGUAAAACAAAUAUUUUCAAACAUAUUUUCAGGCUAAAUUGCGCGGAGAAAGGAAGUAUGGCAAAAACAUCAAAAUAUGUUUUGCUAUCACAUUCUUUUGGUGGUGUAACAUUGUUUGUUCUCCUCAACCUCGGCAUUUCUUUUGCUUUAAAUGUCACAAUUAUGACAGGUAAUAUGGGAAAAUUGUUUCUCUCAAACUUUGAUUUCAAUCCAAAAUCGUCUGGAGAUCCGUGGGUGUUGAAGGAUGGUUAUUUAGAAUCGUGUGGUACUGGUACCGACUAUGUCUUUAUAACAAAGUCAAUUACCAUUCAAGAUACUUACACUGACACAAUUUAUAUUGCUAUGGAAACGAUGCCGAGUUUUCGACCAGACUAUAAUAAAUCUCUGGGUAUUUACAUUUAUAACGGAACGAACCAGCUUCCUGAUACAUCAUCAGACAUUUUCAAGAAUUUCUUCGAUGUAAACUUCUCUUAUUUAUACACCGUUAAUAAUGACACAGCCAUUGAGAGAAACAAAAAAAUUUUGAAACAUGUUUUCAAGUUUUUAAAGUACAAUGCCACAAAGAUUACAAUCGCUGUAAGGGCAGUCGGUGUGUGCACAAGAAUCUAUUCAAUGAUGUUGUAUUAUUAUUAUUGCAAUGACGUUCAAUUAAAUGGAAUCAAUUUUCCAAAAACUCGAUCACCUGUUCAUGGAUGGAAAAAAGUUGAAGGAAUUUGUCCCGUUAAAUCUGAUCAAAAGAGAAGAUGGAUAGGUUUUUGUGGAUACGAUGGGACAUGGAACGUAACAAUGGCAUGUACCUGUCGAGAAGGUCACGAAUUGAAUGAUGAAAAGAAGUGCAUUCCAUGUCCAGUCAAUCAUUUCAAGCAAACGUCUUCAAUGAAACCAUGUCAGCUUUGCCCAAAUAAAGCUACAAACACGUCAAAUGGGACAAGUUGUCAGUGUAAAAAUGGCAACUACCAUGUUGCUAUCAACUUAGAUCCCACAAAGUCACCUUGUUUUGGACUAAUCACAGAGAAACUCAAGGUCGUUAUUGAGAAAAUAGUUGCACAGAAAAGAGUCGAGUUAUUUUGGCAAGAGCCUAGUGUGGAUGAAGAACUUAAAGAUUCUCUGCAUUAUGACAUUCAAUGUCGUCCAGUAUCUCGUCGUUUACGUCACUGUAGCAGAUCAUGUGACUAUUUGAAAUACCAACCAAGAAAACUUAACCUCGCGCAAUCGCAAGUGAAAAUAUCAAAUUUCACUUUGGAUUGUGUAUAUAAACUGCAAAUUUUUCCCAAAACGUCGAUCAAUGACUUAGUUGAUAAAAGUAAAUGGAAUUACACGGAAAUAACUCUUGAAAGAUUUGUAGUUGUCAGCAAUAUAUCAAAGUCUAAACGCACCAAUGAAAGGAAGAAUUUUGACAUCGUUAUGGUGUCUGGAAUUGCCAGUGGAGGGCUGUUGGUGAUUAUCAUAUUUCUUGUUUUUCUCAUAAAGAGGAAAAAUAAUAACUACGGAAGACAUUUAAUAAUUAAAAAUAUACAACAUGAAGUCGAGUUACCUGGCGUCGGGCAGAAAUGCUAUGUGGAUCCAACAAUCUAUGACGAUCCUGAAGAUGCUUUGAAUAAAUUUGCCAACGAGCUUGAUCCAUGCAUUUUGAUUUUAAAAAAACAUGUUGGUGGAGGCGAAUUUGGCGAUGUUUACAAAGGAGCAAUGAAUUCGAUCGGUGGAAAGACCGUGGCAGUUGCAGUGAAAACACUAAAGAGUGAUUACACCACAAAAGAUGAAAAAGAUUUUCUUUUAGAAGCUUCUGUCAUGGGACAAUUUCAUCAUCCCAAUGUUAUUCGCCUUGAAGGCGUUGUUACGAAAUCUUUGCCACGGAUGAUCGUCACAGAGUUCAUGUCUAAUGGCUCACUGGAUAAAUUUUUAAAGACAAACGAAGACCGUUUGACACAGAUGCAACUUAUUACAAUGGCGAGAGAUGUUGCAUCUGGUAUGACUUAUCUAUCUUCAAUGAAUUUUAUUCACAGGGAUUUAGCUGCAAGGAAUAUUCUCUUAAGCAACGAUAUGUUGUGCAAGAUUGCAGAUUUUGGUCUGUCACGUUACUUGGAAAAUGGCGGCUCUGAAGCAGAAUACUCCAUGUCUGGCGGAAAGAUCCCCGUGAGAUGGACCGCUCCAGAAGUUAUUAAUUAUCGCAAGUUUUCUUCCUCCAGUGAUGUCUGGAGUUAUGGUAUCACACUUUGGGAAAUAAUGUCGUUUGGCGAUCGUCCUUAUUGGGAAUGGAACAAUUCCAUGGUCAUGCAUAAAGUUGAAGAAGGAUAUAGGCUUCCUCCGCCAAAGGAUUGUCCUUUGGCUGUUCAUAACCUGAUGUUGUCCUGUUGGAAGGCUGAUCGUAACAAGAGACCGAACUUCUCGUUUCUUAAACAAACCUUAACCGAAUGGUCUUCAUCUCCUGAUGCCUUAAAAAAAUUAAAAACACUUUCAGCCAUUGGGGAUUGGUUGGAUUCUAUCAAGAUGGGCGAUUAUAUGAAUGUAUUCAUUGACGCAGGUUAUGAUCAUCCAUAUCAGCUGACAAAAAUCAGAAACGAAGACUUGUUGACCAUGGGUGUCAAACUGAUUGGCCAUCGUAACAAAAUUAUGAAGGCAAUCAAAGCAAUUGAAUUCCAAGACAAUAAAACUUCAACGACUCAAUCCAGUUAAUUUAUAGUAUGAUGAUGGCCAAUGAAAGUGCAGAAUGUCUAACAAAAACUCAAUACUAUUUUUGUAGGUUUAAGAGCAGAUGUUAAAUGCAAUAAAACCAUGCCCAAAAGCCACCUUGUUAAUUUGACUGCUUCUUAGUCCUUUUAACCCCACUUAAACUGUUUUUUGUAAUUUUUAAACUCAGUAAAAAUAACUAUUCUAAUGAUACGACGCCAAGAUCAUUGUACGUUUCAAUUAAUGCUUCAUUACAAACACUCAGUAUUCGAAAAAAUUCUUUGUUCGUGCAAGUAUAAAAUCAAGUAGUGAGUACAACUAUGAUUUUGAGUAAAUGUAACUUAAUAAAACCAUUCAAAGUUAAA